Molecule: messenger RNA, 4459 nt
Organism: Lucilia cuprina (Australian sheep blowfly)
Lineage: Eukaryota; Metazoa; Arthropoda; Insecta; Diptera; Calliphoridae
Gene: row
Exons: 8
Coding region: 131-3994 (1287 amino acids)
Biological process (GO): regulation of transcription by RNA polymerase II
Cellular component (GO): nucleus
Molecular function (GO): DNA-binding transcription factor activity, RNA polymerase II-specific; sequence-specific DNA binding
Source: RefSeq, a predicted model, not a curated record
UUUAGUGUGUAUUUUGUGAAAAAAAGACGCGUUGCUUGAGAAAUUGUUUAAAAAUUGUAAAAAAAAUAGUUAAAAAAAUUAAAAAUUUAUUGAAUUUUCCAGCUUUUAUAUGUUCGGCUAAAGUUUAAACAUGAAAAUCUCUAAAACUGACAUAACUUUAGAUUUAGAUUGUCUAAUUGAGGAAUUAUCACCGGCUCAGUUGGGUGCUUAUGAAAGAGUUGCCAACGAGCAUAAUGCCAUUAAAAAUGCUCUAAAGACGGCCCUUAAUGCCAAUGAUGGCAAAGAACUAUUUAAUGGCCAGGUCUUUCAGGCCUAUUCGUUUAAGGGUAAAGUGCUGCAGGAGUUGAAAGAGGCCACUCUGCCGCCAAAGAAAACACCCAAGUCUGAUGAUGCCAACUCUAAGGGAGGUAGUCGUUCGGGCCGUAAAAGGGCUCCCAACUUUGUGUAUUUGGAAACUUCCGAUGAGGAAGAUGAUGAUGUACCCUUGGCUAAGAGAAUUGCUGUGGCGGCGGGUAAAAAUAUCAAAUCUGAUGGCUCAACACCAUCUAAGGGUAAGAAGGGUGCGGUUGAUGUCAAAGAUUCUUCGCUAGCGGGCAAAGGCAAAUCUUCCAAAGACUCUAAGAAGGGCAUUAAGGGAGCUGCAGAAUCUCCUCCGGCACCUAAUUUCCGUCCUUCGGAAGACUCCGCGGUAGGAGGUUUGAUUAUUGGUUCCGAUGGCAAGGAUGGUAAAAAUACCAAGGAGAAUAAGGAGACUAAGUUACAGGGUAAAACCUUUCCAUCUUUGGUGGUUUUGGCUAAACCUUGGCUUAAGGUCAAAGAUAUGUCGGCUACACGUAAUAAGUUGGAUUCUAAGGUUAAGUUGGUGCUAAUGUUGACACCCAACAAAUUUACCGAAUGGCUGAUACAGGAAGGUUUACUCAAGGCUGAGCAGAAAUGUGCCAAUCAUAAGACUAAUGAUUUGAAAUUGGGUGUUUAUUCCGAUGCCUCUAAAUUUCCCUAUACCGGUGGCUAUGUCUGGAUUAGUGAAUGCUGUCCCACACGUUUUGUUUCCGUUUUUCAUGGCUCCAUCUUUGAGGGGGCUCCUCAUCCUCCCUCUUGCAUACUCAAGCUCAUUUAUCAUUGGGCCUGUCAAACCAACAUACAAAAUGUUGUACAAUGGGUCAAGGUGGAUAAUGUUUACAUUAAAGGUGUUUACACUUGGCUUAGAGCCAUUUGUACCUUGGCCGUUCAUCAGAAAUGUAAAAAACUUGGUGGCCCUGAAAAGUAUGUAGAAGUAGGUGUCAUUUCCUUUGGCACCACCUCUCAAGAUGGUCAACAACGUCAGCUGAAGGUAGAAGUAUUAGGUGUUUUAGAUUAUGCUGAGAAAACUAUACGUCUAAGAGCGGUCGAACCUUUAUCGGACUCUGAUCGUAAUUAUAAAAAACGUUUUCAAGUUAUAUUGGAACCCCUUAAACGUUGGGUCUCACAGGAUAGUACUAUUUGUAUUGAUUUGACGGUGGAUAAAAUGACCUUAUAUUCCAUGGGCUUUAAGAAUGUGGUACAGGCUGCUGCCACAGAUAGUUCAGCUAAACAUACGAACUCUGCCGUUAUGGAUUACCUAAGACGUAUUGUACCCAGAAUGUUCCAAAACACUUUGUCUUUACUUUCACGUCAAAUGAUACAACAAUUUUUAGAUGAAUUAGUUUGGCGUGAACAGUUUGGCACUUAUGCUUUGCAGGCUUUUAAUAAUAUUACCGCUCAUAUAGCCGAACAGACUAGAAUCAAUUGUAAUGAAUCAUUGACGCAAAGGUUAUAUCAUGUAGCCACUAAUCCUUUUAAAGACUGGAGUAUUUUGCCUGCUAAUGCCAAGGAAAUACCAGCAAAUACUACUCCUAAAAGAUUGAAAAAACCCAUAAAUGAAGCCGAUUAUGUUCAUUCCGACAAGGUGAAUGUGAAAAAUAUUAAAAAAGAAAAAGAUGAUGACACACCCACCACCUCUUCAUCGGCCAGCAAAAAGAGUAAGGGUAAGAUUGAAGAAGAUACAAAACAUUCGAAAGGUUCUAAAUCUACUCCCUCUAAAGGAGGCAAAAAGGAAACGAUUUCCGCUAAGAAGGAAACAACAUCAUCAUCGUCAUCAUCGAAAAAAUCCACACAUGAUUCGAAACCGGCUAAAAAGGAAAAAGAAAAGGAGAAAGAAAAAGAAGAUGAUGAACUUAGGGGUUUGGAGGAAAUGUAUUAUGGUAUUAUGGAUGGUCAUGAUGAAUACUAUGAAGAGUUUCCCUAUAAGAAAACCAAAAAAGUUGAUGGUGAAACAGAUGAUCAACAACAACAACAACAACAAGAUGUUGAUGACAACACCAACCUCAUCUAUGCCACACAAAUUGAAUGUCCCAUUUGUGAUACGGCCACAACUUUUGAUUCGAAUGAAAAAUUACAAACACAUUUAGUUUCUCAUCUUAAUAUCGAUGGUAAAGAUCAUAAUUUACAGUGUUUGUUUUGUCUAGAGAAAAUGGACACUGAAACCGUUUUAACUAAACACAAUAAUAUCAUGCAUCCGGAGGAAACUAAAUCAUCUAAUUCGGCUUCUUAUCGUUGUUUGAUAUGUCAGCAACGUUUUAAUUCUUUAAAUUUCUUAACUUCUCAUUUGCAAAAUAAACAUUCUAUGUUGGAAUUGCCGUAUUAUUGCCAGGCCUGUGGCUAUAGGACUUCAUCGCAUCGUGAUGCCGUUCGUCAUUUUUAUGAUGAUCAUAAACAUCAAAAUUUCUUACAAUGUCCCUACUGUUUGGAUAUCUAUCGUUUCUGCUAUAAGGGUGUUAUAAAUCAAACAAAUAUUGAGAACUAUUACAUGCAUUUAAGGCAGCACAUGACUAAAAAGGAUAUAAAUCUUAAGUGCACUAAAUGCUCCUUAAGUUUUGUGGAUAAAGGUGCUUUAAAACAACACAUUUCCAAUCAUCAUCCCAGUUUAUUGAAACAUUCUCAAAAUAUACGUCAACUGUUAAGGAAUUCUAUGUUGAUACAACAACCUAAGGUGCGUAGUCAUCAUAAGGAACCUUUACCAUUUUCGGUGCAAUCAAAAUUAGGCGAUUUCUUUGCCUUUAUAGAUGGUUCUAUAUGUGCUGAGUGUAAUACGGAAAUUAUCAAUGAACAUCAUUAUAUCGGUAACUUAAAGUGCAAUAAGUGUAACUAUAAAACUGCCUGUGAACGUGCUAUGUUCCAGCACACCAGCGAUUGUACGGGCUCUACUGGCACUAAAGAUGUCAUGGAAAUGCCUUUGCCCAAUGAAAUGCAUUGCAUUUGUGGUUUCUCCACCGCCAAUGGCAAUAAUAUGGCUCAUCAUUUAGCUAGUUGUGGACAAAAAUCCGCUUAUCCUUCAUUACAGGUGGCUCAAGAGAAUACGGUGAAACGCAAUAUGCUGGAUAUGUUGGGUUUAGUUAAGCGUGAUGGUGAAGCUGGCACUGAUGCCGAAGGUGGUAGUUCCGAUCAAAAUAUGGAAGUAGGUGGUGAUGCUGAUGCCACACCACCCAUGCAAACAGUAGCAGAUAAUGUUAAUACUGAGCAGCAACCGGCUGAAGGCAAUAUGCAGGGACAACAUCAAGAAUCAAUGGAUACCCAACAAUCUAUUGCUCCCGAUCAAACACCCAUACCAUUUGGACAAAUGGAUGCUACACCUGUGGAACAGCAGCAACAUGCUACACAACACUAUGCUCAUAUUGUUGAUAAUACCAGUCAUUUACAGGUGCCCGGACAAAAUCAAUAUCAUUUAGGCUUUGGCCAGGCAGAAGUGGCCCCACAUACUUUAAACGCAGCCGAUAUAGAUAUGCCUUUAAUAGGCGAAUUGGCUGAUCCUAAUCCACCACCAACACCACAAUUUCUAGGUGAAGUACAUACACCCAUGUUUGAUGCAGUAGCCGCUGCUGAGCAGCAACAUUAUCAUCAAAUGAUGCAACAGCAACAACAACAACAGCAGCAACAUCAUCUUCAGCAUCCUCAUAUACAACAUCAUCAACAGCAAUGAAAAUGACCUAAAACGGCCAGGGAAAGAUUACCUUCCAUACCACCCUGGCAAUAUUACUGAGACAAUUAUCCACCAAUAGAGGGAAGGGUAAGUUUCAGUAAAAAAACAUUUUAAUAUUUAAGAUAUCUUUUUUUAAUUUUAAAAGCUUUCAAGCUUUAUUAGCUUGUUUGUUUUUUGUUUGUUUUAUUAUUCCGUACAAGAAGAUAUCUUAUACAUUAUAUAUCUUAUUAAUAUGAAAAAGAAAAUAACUUAAUAUUUUCUUAAACCCUUAACCCAUAAAAUCUAAAAAUACUAAAUAUUUUUUAAAUUAACUACUAAAACUUUUUUUAAAAUAUUACAAUACAAUAUUAAUAUGUGUAAUUAUUAAAAAUUUCGAAAUACUUAAAAAAAUUUGAGACAGUUUAUUGUGAACAUUGAGAACAACAAACAUAUUAAGAAUGGAAACAGCACAAAACAUUUAUCAUA